UGACAUGCUGGUAAGGACCAUCUAAGGACAAGACAGAACGGAUGAACAUGCCCGGAGUUGGUGGCGCAGAUCAGCCAUUGAUAAAAUCCGAUAAGAUCCAAUGAGCCCCGCGAGGGAGAUGGGCGAUCCGGGCAUGGCACGGGGACCGAAAGAUCAAUACAGCAUCCAGAGUAGGUAGUACUAUAUCUGGACGACUGAAUACUCGAUACCCCUACCGAACCUAUACCGAGUAUCAAUGGCCACCGACGGAAGGGAAGGGGGGGGGGGCGACUGGACCCCCGGUCACCCUUCCCGCACCCUUGGUUGACCUUGCCGCCUCGGGGAGGCGCCCUUGCCGGCUGGUUGCCGUCCGGUCGACCGCCAGGGGGCGCGCCAGCUGAGGGGUGGAGCGAGGCAUGCCGGCAGCUGCGUCGGUACUCCACACUCGACGUCCGUGGUCGGUGGGAGCCGGGACUGACUGCGGUAGGAGGCUGAUACAGCUGAGACAGCCUGUCGAUACUGCACAGACGCGAGGAUGUCGGGCGCAGGCGAGGAAAAGGGCAAGCUGUGGGGCGGCCGCUUCACCGGAGCCGUUGACCCCGACAUGGAGAAAUUCAACGCCUCCAUCGGCUACGACAGGCGCAUGUACAAACAGGACAUUCAGGGCAGCAAGGCUUACGCCAAGGCGAUCCACAAGGCAGGACUGCUGACUGCUGAGGAAGAGGGUCAGAUUCAGACCGGCCUCGAUCAGGUGCUCUCUGAAUGGGAGUCGGGUACGUUCGCGAUCCAGCCCUCCGAUGAAGACAUCCACACGGCCAACGAGCGUCGUCUCACCGAGCUGAUCGGUCAGGCGGGUGCCAAACUGCACACGGGACGCAGCCGGAACGACCAGGUGGCCACAGACACCCGUCUCUGGCUGAGGGACGUCAUCGGGACCGAGCUGCGGCCGCUCAUGAGGCAGCUCAUCACCACCAUCAUGGACCGUGCCGAGGCGGAGCUGGACCUGUUGAUGCCCGGCUUCACCCAUCUGCAGCCGGCCCAGCCCGUCCGCUGGAGCCACUGGCUCAUGAGCCACGGCUGGUUCCUGAUGGCCGACCUGACGCGGCUCUCUCAGCUCUGUGAGCGAGUACAGCAGUGUCCGCUCGGCUCCGGCGCCCUGGCCGGUAACCCAUUCUCUGUGGAUCGGCACCAGCUGGCGGCCGAGCUAGAGUUUCGCGGAGUGACGCCCAACAGCAUGCACGCUGUCAGCGACAGGGACUAUAUCGUUGAGUUUCUGUUCUGGACGUCCCUGGUGGGCACACACUUCUCCCGGUUGGCCGAGGACCUGAUCAUCUUCUCGACUCCGACGUUCGGACUGGUGCGGAUCGCCGACGCGUACAGCACCGGCAGCUCACUGAUGCCGCAGAAAAGGAACCCGGACGGACUGGAGCUGGCCCGAGGAAAGGCAGGCCGCUUCCUGGGUAACUGCGUCGGUCUGAUGGGCGCCAUCAAGGGCACGCCGUCCACUUACAACAAGGACUUCCAGGAGGACAAGGAGCUGCUCUUCGACUCGGUCGACAACAUGAUCGGCGUGCUGCGUGUGAUGACUGGAGUCAUCUCGACCCUGACGGUGGACUCUGACCGGUGUAAGCAGGUGCUCUCAGAGGGAAUGCUCGCCACCGACGUGGCCUACUACCUAGUCAGACAGAACAUUCCAUUCCGCGAGGCGCACAACCUGAGCGGCAAGGUGGUGGCCCUGGCGGAGUCCAAGGGGGUGCCGAUGAGCCAGCUGACCCUGGACGACUUCAAGAGUGUCAGCCCGGCGUUCGGUGACGACGUGACUACGCUGUGGAGUUACGAGGCCAGCGUGGAACAGUACCGCGCCGACGGGGGCACCGCACGCGCCGCCGUGGCCGCGCAGAUAGAGCGGAUGAGGACGGAGCUGUCUGCCGGAGCCCAGUGAUCGAGAAACGGGCGACGCAGCGUGGUUUGUGCAGUGCAUGGAUAGUUGCCGCUAGGAAUGAUGUGUUGUAAGAUAGUGAGCCUUGCUGUUCACCUAGAAUAUGUUGAAGAAUGUUCAUACUAACUUGGUGUAUGUGAUGAUACUGUUUGGAGAGGAAUGAAUGAAUUUCAAUUA
Amphibalanus amphitrite is the source of this 2095-nucleotide messenger RNA. RefSeq names its product argininosuccinate lyase-like. Lineage: Eukaryota; Metazoa; Arthropoda; Thecostraca; Balanomorpha; Balanidae. Gene Ontology annotation, cellular component: cytosol. The transcript has 11 exons. The record is from RefSeq and is a predicted model, not a curated record. Gene Ontology annotation, molecular function: argininosuccinate lyase activity. Bases 515 to 1921 code for a protein of 468 amino acids.